This is a messenger RNA of Exaiptasia diaphana, 2024 nucleotides long. Its product is annotated as pyroglutamylated RF-amide peptide receptor. The transcript is spliced from 5 exons. Lineage: Eukaryota; Metazoa; Cnidaria; Anthozoa; Actiniaria; Aiptasiidae. Bases 391 to 1488 code for a protein of 365 amino acids. Gene Ontology annotation, cellular component: membrane. The record is from RefSeq and is a predicted model, not a curated record. Gene Ontology annotation, biological process: G protein-coupled receptor signaling pathway. Gene Ontology annotation, molecular function: G protein-coupled receptor activity; peptide binding.
CUCUUCUACAACACAGGAAAGGUCCUCAUUAUUUUAUCUUUAGAUUUGCUAAAGUUCUUAGGAAAUAUCACGUAACACCACAGGUUGUCCUUGAAUGGCCGAUAAUUGGAUAACAAUAUUUACAUAUUAAUUGUAUGAUCUUGACUCAUUAAUCACAAACAGCGCUACGMSUUCUCACAACUUCUCAAACAACGGCAAAACUUCUUGAUUUGCGUGCCCCAAAAAAUGUUUUAAGAUGAACAAGUUCAACAAGUCAAAUUAAUAAGACCGCAGGCAACAAAAAACUGAUAAACCACGUACCGUGCUCUACCUGAGGAGACUGGACUAAAAUUAACAGUAAAGUARUCAAAACCUUCACGUAAACAAGAAUCUAUAUCAUCCAACCGGUAGAUGGCGAACAAAUCAAACACAACGCUUUACGAGGUGACUGUCUGGGCGAUCCAGGGUCCUGAGUUCAUUGCCUCAGUUGUUGUCCUGGGACUUGUUUCUCUCGUUGGUCUCCUUGGUAACGCCUUGGUUGUUUCUAUUAUUACAACAACAAGAAAACGAGGACAGAAGACCGCUGUACAGAUUUUCAUACUUCAUCUCGCCGUCUCGGACCUGAUGGUCUGCCUGCUUUGUAUUCCUCUCACUCUAUUGGUCAAUUUUAACUUCCCUAGUCACGUGACUAACACGGAACAUAACUUGUGUAAAGUGACGAGGUUUACUCAGUUCUUGGCACCAUCCAGUUCCAUCGCCAUCUUGACAGUCAUCAGCAUUGAUCGUUUUUAUUCUCUUGUCAAACCUUUCAAAAGAAAUUCUGCAUUCACCAAGCCUUGUGUUCUYCUUUUGACUGCUUGGUGUUACGCUGCUGCAAUCUUUGUUCCAACGUUUUACUUCGCUAAAAUGGAAGGCCUUGACACAACGAACGGAAAGAUGUAUUACUGUAUAACUAUCCCUAAUAACAGCCUUGCUGGGUUCAUAUACCUUUUAUUUCUGUUCAUAGCUUCAUUCUUGGUACCGCUGAUCACAAUGAUUGUACUUUAUAGUCGAGUUGGAAAAGCCGUUUGGAGUCGAGUACGAAAAAUAUCACGAUCUCGUGACACUUACAUUUCAAACUCAAGUCUAUCAGUGUUAGAAAGGUCAAGAAAGCGUGUGACUCGAAUGCUGCUAAUAGUAGUAGUUGUGUUUCUUAUCUGUUGGUCUCCCUUUGUUAUUUACACCGGUUUCAUUGAACGAUGGGUCGCGCCUUUUCCGAACCCCGCAGAUUCUGUUCGACUGAUUACAUACUGCAUAGGGCUUUUUAACUCUAUUUGUAACCCAUUCAUUUAUUACUUCAACAGUGAGUCCAGUCGGAAAGACUCGUUGAAGGUUGUGUGCUUCGAAACUGCGAUUCGACGGGCGACGAUGAAAAGCUACGAUAAUACCGCUGUACACUACAGACCGUCAAGUGGAACUGCGUUUACGGUUUUUCGCGAUGGAAGAGAAUGCUAUGACACGCAGUUUUGAUAUUAAGCCAGAGUACCAAUAGUAACCAGCUGUUUUGUAAGAAACCCUUUAGUGCCGUAUACGGUACGAAGCACUAUCAUACCAACAUCAUAAGACUAGGAUCCUAAAUGUGGAUAUGUGCUUGUUGUUGAAAAUGAUAGGUUUGCAUUUCAAGGAUUCCAUGUUAGGGGUUAGUUAGUUAGAGCUAUAGUUAAAUCGAGGCCGUAGAGAAGGACAAGAGUUUUGUGACUGACGCGCGGCUUCAAGAAAACCAUGAAUCUUGUCAAAACAAUCAUAGCGUAAAAUCUGUGGGUUUGACAAACCAGAAGGCAUCCGKGGGGAAAUUGUCUAAAUUUGAUUAAUGAUUGGUUGUCUUUUUACAUAAAAGACUUCAUCGUAAUAAAGCAUUGAAGUAAGUUAGUUUGGCGUAGUGUAAUGACCACUAUAUUCUGCUGUUUUUGCUUAUUACAGUGUAAUCAAUAUGUCAAUUAAAAUGACUUUAAUUUGAUUAGAUCAUAGUUAACUAUGAUUAGAUACAUAAAUUGUACCAAUGCAAA